Messenger RNA from Rosa chinensis, 1284 nucleotides. Its product is annotated as glucan endo-1,3-beta-glucosidase, basic isoform. The coding region runs from base 65 to 1117 and encodes 350 amino acids. Gene Ontology annotation, cellular component: plasma membrane. Gene Ontology annotation, molecular function: hydrolase activity, hydrolyzing O-glycosyl compounds. The record is from RefSeq and is a predicted model, not a curated record. Gene Ontology annotation, biological process: carbohydrate metabolic process. The transcript has 2 exons. Lineage: Eukaryota; Viridiplantae; Streptophyta; Magnoliopsida; Rosales; Rosaceae.
CUCGCAAGUUGGGAGGCAUUACACUUAAUUGCUUCUUUUCUUAGCUUAACGACUUCGCUGUACAAUGGGAAAGGCAAAUAUACUUGCCAAAAACUCUUCCAUGCUUUCAAAAAUGCUACUUUUUGGAAUACUAGUAAUGGCUCAUAUAGCAGCAACUACAGGUUCCAAGAUUGGUGUUUGUUAUGGAACCUUGGGAAACGACUUACCGCCAGCACAGGAAGUAAUAUCUAUGUUCGACCAGUAUAGAAUUCAGAAAAUCCGUCUCUAUGAUCCUAACCAAGGAGCUCUCCAAGCCCUUAGAGGCUCCAACAUCGAGGUCAUGCUUGGUGUUGAAAAUGAACGCCUUCAAGACAUUUCUUCUAGCCAAGACAAGGCUAAUUCCUGGGUCCAAAGUAAUGUCCUAAACUAUGGCAAUGUCAAUUUCAAAUACAUUGUUGUAGGAAACGAAAUAGAUCCUACAGGUCCACAAGCAUCGUUUGUUGCCCCUGCAAUGGAAAACAUUCAAAAAGCAAUUACUUCGGAGAAUCUUGCCAGUAAAAUUAAAGUCUCCACUGCCAUUUCCACUGCCGUCCUCAAAGAACCCUCUUACCCUCCAUCAAACGGAGCAUUCCGUAUCGACCAUUUACCAUUUCUUAAUCCCAUCAUCGCCUUCUUAGCACGCAACCAAUCUCCACUGCUUGUUAAUCUAUACCCUUAUUUUACUUACGAUCAAAACCGUCAGAUUAAUAUCGAGUAUGCUCUUUUUACAUCUCCAUCACCAGUAGUGCAUGAUGGCCAGCUUGCGUAUCAAAACCUGUUUGAUGCUAUUCUCGAUACAGUUUACUCGGCACUAGAGAGAGCUGGCAGCGGUUCCUUGGGAAUCGUUGUAUCGGAGUCUGGUUGGCCCUCUUCCGGUGGGGACGGAGAAGUGACUACAAUUGAGAAUGCAAGAAUUUACAACUCCAAUUUGAUCAAUCAUGUGAAGGCUAAUGGGACUCCAAAGAAACCUGGAAGCACUAUAGAGGCUUAUGUGUUUGCCAUGUUUAAUGAGAAUCAAAAGAAAGGUCCAGAGAUUGAGAGACAUUGGGGGCUCUUCUACCCAACCAAACAGCCUAAAUAUCACAUUGACUUCAAUUAAGCCAAAAUUCUAGUGCUUUCUGGAAUCAUGGGUUCUUUUCUUAUGUAAUUCAGUAACUAUAAUAAAAGGCCAACUAGUAGCAAUGAUAGAUCUUUUAUCAUUUAUGGCCUUGCCACUGUAUAAUUAAAUCCAGAUUAAUGCGGAAUUGUGGAUGACAUGUUCUAGCU